Messenger RNA from Lolium rigidum, 1116 nucleotides. RefSeq names its product GDSL esterase/lipase LTL1-like. Gene Ontology annotation, molecular function: hydrolase activity, acting on ester bonds. Lineage: Eukaryota; Viridiplantae; Streptophyta; Magnoliopsida; Poales; Poaceae. The record is from RefSeq and is a predicted model, not a curated record. The transcript is spliced from 4 exons. Bases 1 to 1116 code for a protein of 371 amino acids.
AUGGCCGCUUCUUCUCCGGCCGUGUCCACCAUCCUCGCAGUCGUCGCUGUGGCGCUGCUCCUGGCGGCCGCCGGCGCGCCGACGGCGUCCGCGGCGCGCGCCUUCUUCGUGUUCGGCGACUCCCUCGUCGACAACGGCAACAACAACUACCUCAUGACGACGGCGCGCGCCGACGCGCCGCCCUACGGCAUCGACUACCCCACGCACAUGCCCACGGGGCGCUUCUCCAACGGGCUCAACAUCCCCGACAUCAUCAGCGAGUACCUCGAGUCUCCGCCCGCGCUGCCGUACCUGAGCCCCUACCUCCGGGGCGACCAGCUGCUCGUCGGCGCCAACUUCGCCUCCGCCGGCGUCGGCAUCCUCAACGACACCGGCGUGCAGUUCGUGAACAUCAUUCGGAUCGGGCAGCAGCUGCAGAACUUCGAGGACUACCAGCGGAGGCUGGCCGGCUUCAUCGGCGAGGACGCGGCGAGGCAGCGCGUCAACCAGGCGCUCGUGCUCAUCACCCUCGGCGGCAACGACUUCGUCAACAACUACUACCUCGUGCCAUUCUCCGCCAGGUCCCAGCAGUACGAGAUCCACGACUACGUGCCCUUCAUCAUCUCUGAGUACAAGAAAGUGCUCGCGAGGCUGUACGAGCUGGGCGCCCGGCGCGUGGUCGUGACGGGGACGGGGAUGAUCGGGUGCGUGCCGGCGGAGUUGGCCCUGCACAGCCUGGACGGCUCCUGCGCGCCGGACCUGACGCGCGCCGCCGACCUCUUCAACCCGCAGCUGGAGCAGAUGCUGACGGAGCUCAACGGCGAGGUGGGGCACGACAACGUCUUCAUCGCCGCCAACACCAACAGGGCCAGCUUCGACUUCCUCUUCAACCCGCAGCAGUACGGCUUCGUCACCGCCAAGGUGGCCUGCUGCGGCCAGGGCCCCUACAACGGGCUCGGCCUCUGCACGCCGGCGUCCAACGUGUGCGCCAACCGCGACGUCUACGCCUACUGGGACGCCUUCCACCCCACGGAGCGCGCCAACCGGAUCAUCGUCGGAAACUUCAUGCACGGCACCACCGACCACAUCAGCCCCAUGAACCUCAGCACCAUCCUCGCCAUGGACAGCAGGAACUAG